Scutellospora calospora is the source of this 414-nucleotide messenger RNA. NCBI's taxonomy places the organism in Eukaryota, Fungi, Glomeromycota, Glomeromycetes, Diversisporales, Gigasporaceae. The record is from the annotation of a GenBank genome assembly.
AUGAGCAUUAUACAAGCAAGACGUGCAGAAAUUGUAGAUGCAUCAAAUACAAUCUUGGUAGCACAAGAUUUACAGAAGAUAUGUAGAUAUCCUAAGACUAAGGAUAAAGUUUAUAAUGAACUUAGAGAUAUAUUUGAGGAUGAAUUAUGUUUGAAUUAUAAGUAUAUUAAUAGUUUAAAAUAUGUUGAUAUGUGCAUUAAAGAAUCAUUACGUCUAAUAUCAACUAUACCAUUUUCUUUGAGAACUAUUGUUAUAGAAAGGUUUCUCGAAUGUGAUGAUAUUACUAGAAAUAGUUAUAUACCCUUUGGUAAUAGAGUUAGGGAGUGUUCAGAGAAACAUUUAGCACUAUUUGCUAUGAAAGUAGUAUUUAUUUUAUUCUUAAAGAGAUAUGAUAUUGAAUUAGUUGAUUCUGAG